Messenger RNA from Saprolegnia parasitica CBS 223.65, 1052 nucleotides. RefSeq lists its product as hypothetical. The transcript is spliced from 3 exons. Gene Ontology annotation, molecular function: protein binding. NCBI's taxonomy places the organism in Eukaryota, Oomycota, Saprolegniomycetes, Saprolegniales, Saprolegniaceae. Bases 6 to 1034 code for a protein of 342 amino acids. Gene Ontology annotation, cellular component: nucleus. The record is from RefSeq and is a predicted model, not a curated record.
CGCCCAUGCACGCAAGAGCGCGGCUGGCGGCGGCCUACAGCUUCCCGUGGACGGUCUACGGCGUGAGCUGGAGCAACAGCCGCAGCGACAAGGUGCUCGCCGUCAGCAGCAUCACGGAGGAGUACGCCAACCACCUCCAGAUCCUCGAGCUCCACGAGGCUGACAUGGCCGAGACAAGCAAGAGGUACACGCUCACCGUCAAGGCUGGCGUCGAGCAUCCGUACCCGCCGACGCGGGUCAUGUGGUCACCGGCGACGAUGCCCGAGACGCGGCUAGCGUCGACGGCCGACUACCUUCGCAUUUGGCACCCGCAAGAGAACGGCCUGAGCUUGAGCGCGAUCUUGAGCAACAACCGGACGGGCGAUUCGUGCGCGCCGCUCACGUCGUGCGACUGGAGCGACAUGGACCCGAACAUCCUCGGCACGUCCUCGAUCGACACGACGUGCACGAUCUGGGACCUCAACAACACCAAGCAGGCCAAGAAGCAGAUCAUUGCCCACGACGCCGAGGUCUUCGACAUGGCCUUUUCACCGCUGCAUGGUGGCAGCAAUAUCUUUGGGUCCGUCGGCGCUGACGGCUCGCUGCGUGUGUUUGACAUUCGCUGCUUGGAGUCGUGCACGAUUGCGUACGAGACGCCGGACCUGAGCGCGCUCUUGCGGCUCGCAUGGAACAAACACGACGCCAACUUUGUCGCGGUGAUGCUCGUCGACAGCCCGACGGUCCUCGUACUCGAUCUGCGCAUGUCGGCGUCGCCGUAUGCGCAGCUCACCAACACCAAGGCAGCGCACAACAACAGCAAUGUGAGCACCGGUCGGCCUCCGAGCGUCAACGCCAUGGCCUGGUCACCGACGUCCGCGCAUCACAUUUGCACGGCUGGAGAAGACCACGAGGCCAUCAUGUGGGACACGCGUGUGCACGCGCCCGUCUUGCAGUAUUCCGGCGGGUCGUACAUCAACGCGAUUGGCUGGUGCCAGACGGCCCCCGAGUUUCUGGCUAUGAGCAUCGACAAGACGCUCCACGUUGUCACCAUUUAACGCUGUCCGAAACAAUCU